Cydia splendana is the source of this 4070-nucleotide messenger RNA. Its product is annotated as folliculin-interacting protein 2. Lineage: Eukaryota; Metazoa; Arthropoda; Insecta; Lepidoptera; Tortricidae. The coding region runs from base 397 to 3366 and encodes 989 amino acids. Gene Ontology annotation, molecular function: protein-folding chaperone binding; ATPase inhibitor activity. Gene Ontology annotation, cellular component: cytoplasm. The transcript is spliced from 13 exons. The record is from RefSeq and is a predicted model, not a curated record.
GAGCGCGGACCGCGGCCGGUCGCGCGGAGGGCACUUUGUGGACCUUCGCUUCGCGCGUAGUGCGGGAGGCUCGGCUGACGCACGCAAAGCUGGCAGAGCGGCAUCAGUGAGCAUGUGACACCGCUGACUGUGCGGGGCGCGCGGGCUGGCCGCCGCGUCACCGCCGGGAGGGGCAACGCCGACACUCGAUCAUUGUUUACAUGCCGACUAGUACAACACCACAUUCCACUCGGCGCGGUCGAUCGCCUCUCGUCAUUUACGUUACGAUCUGCAUUUAAAGUGAAAUCUAUGCCAAAAUUGCAUUUCUUUCAGUGAAUGUGAUACAUUGUUUGUUGAGUGAUACUGGUUGUUAAUUGUACAGAAGUGAGCUCAUUAAACAAGCGACUAUGAAAUAAAAUGAAAAUUAGGUCUUGCCAGAUAACGCCGAAGCAAGUGCGUUUGCUUCUGUUCAAGGAGUGCGACUGGCGAGGGAGGAAGCUUCUGUUCGAUUCAUCGACUAUAGAGAAAGUACCAGCGAGCAAAGAUGCCGACGCGAAGCAGACCGAUACGUUUCCGUGCGUCGUGGAAGUCGCAGAAGGAUUCGCUUAUGUGUAUAAAGGUCCAGCGGCAGAUGCGAGCGUACUCGGUGAGAUGAUAUUCGGCGCGGUUGCAAUGAGCUGCAAAGGCGUCUCAUUGAAGAUUCACAUCAUGGAUGAACCGAAAAGGUUAAUGUGUACGAAAGUGUUCUGCGUGCCAACAUCCCGGCGCAUAAGCAGAGUAGAGCGCAAAGUUGAGCCGAGCUCUGUUGAGCUGAGGGAGCGUUCCAAACCUCUCAACGUGCCGCUGCAGAAAGAAGAGGUCUCGUUGAGCUUUUCCAUUGACAGGGGAGACUCGGGUUUUUACGGGGAUCAAACGCCGCACAGCAGCAUCGGAUCGACCUACGAUUAUUUCUCAAUGUUUGACGUUUGGGACGGCAGCAAUACUCAGGACGAUAUGUUCUCUUUUCACACCCCAUCAGGCCGCAAGCUAAGCACGUCGAGCAACGGCAGUUGGCAGCGUCGCACGUUCAGAAAUCUAGCGACGCGCUUCGACCUCGGCAACAGCUCGAACCUGCUCGCCGUGCCCAGCGGCUCCACUACCACCGACUCUCAGGUAUACAGCUGUAGCUCGACCAGCGGGACGAGCGACAGCCUGGCGAGUAGUUGCGCGGCGUUGAAGAAGAACAAGCUGGGGUUGGCACUGCUCAUCAGUGUCCCUGAUGCUGCUGAGAAAGACUUCGUCCGGCGAUGCGUGGAGAUGUCCCCUCAACUGCAGAGCAUGGUGUGUCGGCUACGCCUGGCCACAAUGACGGCCGGCGCCGGCGGCAAAUUCGUCGCUACGUUGCAUCAGGCCGCUCAUGACGCGGCUGGAUGGCUAUCUCAACUGCUGUCCGGGCCACGACUCCAACCAGCGUGGCUCCGCCUCGUAUCCAGCGAGCCUCCGCGCUCGCACAAGCUCGCCGACUCCUUGCUCGCGGACCUGUGCGCGGUGCUGGCCCGCGCCGACACCAAGGACACCAACUUCUUCAUCAGCACGCUACUGACGCACGUGCUGACGUACCACCUGGGCUGGGUGAGCACGGUGAGCCCGUACGAGGGCCCCGCGCCGCCGGUGCGCCGGCCGCACAACGCGCUGUGGGCGCAGCUCGCCGACCUGCACGGCGCCGUCGGCUUCCCCGUCCGCCAGGCCAAGACCAUCAUCAGCGGCGCCGAAACCGUCUUCGUCAACAAGCUCCUAGUCGUCCUUACAUACUUCGUCCGCUGCGGCGACGUCGUCCGCAAUGACUUCGAGUUCGACGACAGUGUUCUUAGGGAAAGUGAAACGGUGACGCUCAAAAGGACCGCGCCGGCCAAGUGCGAUAGUGUCAAGGACGAUGCGACGCCCGCUCCGAGUCGCGGCUUCGGACGGUCGACGACGCUCGCCAAUCUAAAUCGGCAGCUCUCUACUAGUGUAGAUUUCGAGGAACGGUGCAUGUCAAGCGAGAAGAGCACGAGAGGAAUCAGGAGGAACCCCACGAUGAUGCUCGCGGCCAAGUCAUCCUCCGAUUCCAGUCUCGAUUCGACCGCGUCCGAGGAAGAAGUGGAAAGAAAGGUCGUGUUCGUCCUCGGCGACGAUGAGAAGCUAGUCGGGUUGAAGAACAAAUCGAACGGCGGAAAAAGCGUAAAAAGGUCCUCCAAAAUACAACACGAGCCGCUAAAUCUAGACGCGAUAGAGAAAGCUGGCGACGAGGAAAAGAAAGGCUGCGACCAGAAGCCCUGCGAGCAGAAAUGCUCCCGGAGCGCCGACAGCCCGUCCAAAUGCUGCGCGCAAACACUUCAACAUUCCAAACCAAUAAAACAUUCCGGCUUUAAGUUCGAGUUCGAUAAAUACCCUCAGAUAGUCACUAAUUAUAUGAAAAGCAAGAACUUAGAAAUAUUAGAUAGGCAUUAUAUCGGGAAACCGGGAAAUCUGAAGCUUGACAAUUUCCAGUUCGAUCCGACGAUCGUUCCGCCGAUACAAGAAGAGCGUUGCGAGGCGUGUUACAAGUGUCAGAUGAUGGAAUCUAUGCUUCAGACUCCCACGAACGCUUCCGAGUUGGAAUACAUGAACGACGUACCGCGGCAGUCCGAUCCUCAGUACGCGAAGGAGUCUACAGUGAGCGAUAGUGUUCAAGUGUCCCCGAAGACUUUUGUUAGGAGAAAAAAAGAGGCGACUUUAGUAGUGAACGUUAAACCUAGUGUGUCGGUGGAAGUGAGCAGGGUAGACGGGUGCGGACGCGGGAGCGAGCGGGACAGAGGCUGUGUGCGGCAGGUGAUCGAGUUCUCGGUGCCGCGGCUGGUGCGGCGGCCGGCGCUGGCGGCCGGCCUCGACGGCUCUCUACUCGGCGGGGUCACCAACCAUUAUGUACCUGAUUUAGUUUUACAAGGAACAAUAUCGAAACCUCAAACGUGGGAGAUGGAUCUCCGGCGAGAUCUAGAUUUGGCGUCGUGUCUCAACAAGGCCAGCGACGCGUGCGCAAUGCCGGUCGCUAUCGUGGGGGAUACUGACGCUUGGGAGGUGCGCGUGGUGGGGCGCGAGGCGGGCGGCGGCAUGUCGGCGCUGGUGGGCGCCAUGCUGGACGCGCUGCCCGCCAUGCGCCGCGCCCGGGUGCCCGCCUACCAGUGCCUAUCAUAUCUAGAGGGUAAACUGCGCGAGUUCUGCGUACUGUCCAAGACGCUUGCCGACAUGCUAAUGUCGACAGAUUUCUGCGACAUAGCCACCCUCACCAAGACACUCAACAUCGACGUCAACGACGUGCCGCUACUGCUCGCCAUCGCCACCACUCACACACCUCAAGUCGCCGCCAGAUACGGCAUCAGUUAUAGGUAGCAAGCGAAAUACGAAUGUGUCUGAUUACUAUAGAGCUCAAUUUUCAGUAAGCUGCUAUGUGGCCGAUUAUAUAGGGUAGGAACGAGUAACAAUUUUAACCACGCAUUUCUAAAGUCAUAAGGAGCAGGAAAAACAUUUUUUUUUGCAUGUUUGUGUGUUGUCUUCACACGACACAUUAUUUCUUUUUUCAUCUUGGCGAGUAAAAGAACAUUACAACGAACCAGUGUUUUUUUAAUACAGAUAAUAUUUGCGAGUUUCCUUUAAAACUUUAAUGUCUGUCAGUAGGUAUGUCUAAACGAAGUCACAUUGUGUUGAAUUGAAGUCACACACAAAAAGGCGUUUUUCACUGAGUUGCGUAAUGCAAACCAAUUUUCACUAGAAUUGACAUUAUCUCUAAAACAAGACCGAUUUCAUAAAAGUUUGUACGACAUUUUAGUCUCUAAAUGCGGCCAAGAAUACACAUUUCUCGUUCUAAUACUCGUUCCCACCCUGUAUCUAAGUGUGAUGAUAUAGAACUCGAUUUUAUGUUAAAAUACUGUCUUGUCAUUAACUUAAUAUCAAAUAUGCUACAAGGCUGCCUAAAUAUUUAGUAUAAGCUUCAUUUAAAAAGAGGUCUCACUAUUAAAAUUAUCUUUGGCUGGUUUAGGACUGACAACACCUUUUAGUAGUGAGCCGUCUUUGAGAUGACUUCCAGCGAUUUCAAA